AUGCCAUUUUCACUUCAUAGUCAUUCUGGUCAAUUUUGUGAACAUGCAACAGGAAAUCUUGAGGAGAUAAUUCAGGAAGCUAUUAAAAAGAAAUUUUUAAUUUAUGGAUUAUCAGAACACUGUCCUAGAUAUAGAGCUCAGGAUUUAUAUCCUGAAGAGUCUCAUCUUCAACCAUCAGAUUUAUCAAUGACUUUUUCCAAAUUUGUCAUUGAAGCUCGUCACCUUCAAGAAAAAUAUAAAUCUCAUAUCAAACUUAUUGUAGGGUUAGAAACUGAAAAUAUUACAGAUUCAACUACUACUGAAAUGCUUGAUUUAAUUUCAAAGUAUAAAUUAGAAUAUAUUGUUGGUUCGGUACAUCAUGUUCACGAGACGCCAAUUGAUUUUGAUGAAAAAACUUUUGAGAUUGCUCUUUCUAAAUCAUCAUCAUCAUCUUUUGUUUCUCAUGAUGAUGAUUAUUCUUAUUCCCCAGAAGAAUCUUUAUUCCUUUCAUAUUUUGAUUCACAAUAUCAAAUGUUACAACAUCUCAAACCAAUAGUUGUGGGACAUUUUGAUGUUAUCCGAAUUUAUAGACCAAAAUUUUUAUUAACAAAUUUAAUUUGGCAAAAAAUUGAGAGAAAUAUUGAUUUCAUUAUUAAUUAUGGUGGAUUAUUUGAAAUUAAUUCUGCUGGAUUUAAAUAUUUUACUGAUGCUUAUCCACUAAGAGACAUCUUGAAGUUAAUAAUUCAAAAAGGUGGGAAAUUUACAAUUUCUGAUGAUAGUCAUGGACCAUUAAAAGUUGAUAAAAAAGAAGUUAAAGCAGAAAAAGGAAAUUUAAGUUCAGGUGUAUUCUUUUGA
This is a messenger RNA of Diversispora eburnea, 834 nucleotides long. The record is from the annotation of a GenBank genome assembly. NCBI's taxonomy places the organism in Eukaryota, Fungi, Glomeromycota, Glomeromycetes, Diversisporales, Diversisporaceae.